UGUGUUUCGUCUAGCCGUAAAGCGCUACGUGCGUUGCCAUGGAGAUGCAAUGUAGGAAGUAAAUUCCACAGCGCACCGUUCUUGUUUUGACCAUUAUAGACUGUAUCUAAAUGGUUUUGACAGCUCGAACUAAACGUUACAUUACAUCUGCCGGCUUCUACAUGUUCUGACUUUUUUUUUUACUGUCGAUUCUGAACAAUUUUCGACUUAAAUAACCGACAAACGACUGGUUGUAACGUUAACACCACGGUCCGAGGAGCUGACCAGGUAGUAGCAGCCCAUGAGUCGCAGUAGGAACCCCCCUCCCCGGGGUCAGGGGGCAGCGCGAGCCAAGCAGAUGGGGCUGCUGCUUGACCUGUCCCCGGAUGGAGGGAUGGAUGAUGAAGGAAAUGAUGAAGAGCUGGAGGCAGAGCUGCUGAAUCUGGUGGGAGGAGGUGGAGGGAGGCCACAGGGGAAGAAAGGUGAAGGCAAAGUUCCUGUUCCCAUGGCUGAUAUAGAGCGAAUGGCAGCUCUCUGUAUGAAAGAUCUGGAUAAUGACGAAAUGGACGAUGAAGAUUUGGAUGAUGAUGAAGAUUUGCUGGCAGAACUGAAUGAGGUUUUAGAGGAUGAAGAGGAUGAAGCUCCUGCUCCCACUCCUCCUGCCGUCACACCAACUGCUCCCAGAGUGAGCGUCACCUCCCACUCCAGUCCUCCUGCUGCUCCCACUGGUGCAACUGGUUUGGAGUCUCGCCUCCUGGAGCGAGCUGAAAUGUACAAGACGGCCGUCUCCAACGCCAAGGCUGCAGGGGAGACGAGCAAAGUCCGAAGAUAUGAUCGAGGGUUGAAGACGCUGCAGUCCAUGUUGACAUCUGUCAGAAAAGGAAAACCAGUCAACGAGGAGGAGAUCCCGCCUCCCGUAGCUCUGGGUGGAAAGCUCAGCGUCACAGCCGAGUCUCAACCAAUCAGGGAAGCAGAACCGCCAGAGCCCGCGCUGAUACCGCCUCCUCCCGUUAAUCAGAAACCUUUAAGGGACGCUCCGCCGACGGCUCCUAAUACGAAGCCGCUCCAUCUGACUGUUCCCCAGAAGCCGACUGCUGCCGUCACCCCGGAAACACCCGCCAUCUCCCCCCUCACCCCGGGUCAACCUGAUGCUCAUCACUCAGAGCUGAAGCAGGCCGUGCUGUCCAGGCAGAGGGAGUAUAAGAUAGCGGCCAUAAACGCCAAACAGAGCGGCGACAUCGACCUGGCCAAGCAGCUCUACCUCACCGCCAAGAAGCUGGACGUGGUGGUGGAGGCUCUGGACAGAGACGGACCAGUAGAUCUGAGCUCACUUCCUCCUCCUCCUGGAGACGUAGUAGCAGAGCACUCUGCUCCUCCUCCUCAGUCUGCCUCUAAACCUGCCGCCCCCGCUGCACCUGCACCUCCACCUGCACCUGCACCUGCCCAGGUGGCCACUGCCGACCUGCCUGCUCCCAGCUCGUUGGCUGAAGCUCUGCAGCAGAGGAUGGACAUCUACAAGUCAGCAGCAGAGGGAGCCAAGAGCAAAGGAGAAGACCGGAAGGCUCGCAUGCACCAGCGCAUCGUCAAGCAAUACCAGGACGCCAUCAAAGCUCACAAAGCUGGACGACCUGUCAGCCUGUCUGAUCUACCUGUUCCACCAGGCUGUCCCCCCCUUCAGGGCUCAGAGGGGGGUCAGCAGAACUUCAUGGGUGUCCUGGAAACGGCGAUGAAAAUAGCUAAUCAGGACGCAGACGCUGAAGACGAUGAAGAGGAGGGACAAAGAGAAGCUGCCAAGCCUGCAGUGCGUCCACCCGCCCAGAAAGCAAAGUCUCCCGCUCCUCAGGCCUCCGCUCUAAAACUGGGACCUAAAGCCCAGCAGCAAGUGGAUUUCCUGUUGCUAAGGCGACAGGCUUUUUUGCGUGCAGCGCUGCGCUCAAAACAGAUGAAGGACAUGACUGGAGCGGCGCAGCACCUCAGACACGCCAAGGGACUGGACCCCAUGAUCACUGCUGCCAAGUCUGGCCUACCUGUUGAUAUCACCAAGAUUCCCAGCGCUCCGGUCAGUGACGAGGAUUAUUCCCUGGCUCGCUCCCGCUCCUCUCCUCUCUCCCCUCGCUCCAGUGAACAGUACCACGGCCUCAUGGAGCUGUUGAGGAAGCAGCAUGAGAAAUGUUUGGGAUACUCUCAGCAGCUCACACUCCUGGGCAACGUUUCUGAGGCUCUGAAGUUUGAGAGGCUUGUGGAGGAGAGCAUGAAGAGCAUCGAGAUCCUGAAGAACGCCCACGCCAAGGGACAGCCCGUCCCCAAGUGCCACACAGAGGAGAGGACCUUCAACACUGUCAAGAUCCACCAGAGCCUGACACUCAACGACCUGAUACUGUACGUCAUCAAAGGCAUCAAUCUACCAGCUCCCGCAGGUGUCUCACCCAGCGAUCUGGAUGCCAGCGUGAAGUUCGAGUUUCCUUUUCCCAGUACGGAGGAGGCUCAGAGGGACAAAACAAGCACGGUGAAGAAUACCAACAGCCCAGAGUUUAAAGAGACUUUCAAACUCAACAUCAACCGCACCCACCGAGGCUUCAAACGGGUCGUCCAGUCCAAAGGCAUCAAGUUUGAGAUCGUCCACAAGGGAGGCUUGUUUAAGACAGACAAAGUUGUGGGCACUGCUCAGCUGAAACUAGAGGCUCUAGAAAACCACUGUGACAUGAGAGAGAUAAUAGAGGUGAUGGAUGGACGUAAAGCUACGGGAGGAAAGUUGGAGGUGAGGGUGAAGAUCAGAGAGCCGUUAUCAGGAGCUGACCUCCAGCCGGUGACGGAGAAGUGGCUGGUUCUUCAACCGGUGUCCUCCCUUUCUCCUCCAGAGAGACAAAAGGAACGGGCUCCAUCUCCUCGCUCCAGACCCAAACAUGAAGCGAGCAGCAGGAGCAACAACUCUCCUCCUCAGUACAAACUCCACAGCUUCAGCCUCCUCAGCUACGACAGGGAGCGGCUGGAGAGAAAGAUUGCAGAGUACCGAAAGGCGCGGCGGGAUCCCCCGUCUGACCUCGUCCAUCAGCACAAAGAGCUCACACACAGGCUGCAGUGGCAGAAAGCUCAGCUGGAGCGAGGCUCCUCAGCUCUGCUGACGGAGUAUGAAAACGUGCUGCGCCGCUCCGUGCAGGGCUACGCCGACUCGGUGAAGAAAUACUCCAGCCAAGGCAACAGGGAUGCUGCUAAGGAUGCUCUGGGCAGGUUGAAGAUGGUGGAGAACGAGCUGGAAUCUCUGAAGAGGAAGCGAACAGGAUGAGAGGAGAGUAAAGGAGUGGAGACUUGGCUGGAGUACUGUUAUAUCAUCUCUCUCUCUCAUACACUCGUAUACAAACACUACAGUGGGUCCUUUAAGCACCUUUAGCAUGAUCCUGUGCUACUCAUGUCCAUAACAACUGCAUGAACCAAGCGGAUAAUUCUGUCAUAUAACUCGUGUCACUUGUGGUUUUGUCGCCUGCCACAGUAAUUAAAAAGAAAUCUGUAACUACAAAGGGACACAGAAAUGAAAAACGAAGCAUUAAAAUGUGUUAAACAGUUAAGGGAGCAGCAGGCUUAUUUGCACUUAAACACUUGAGAAAGCUGCUUCUAAAACGGCUUUACAGACCUUACCUG
Messenger RNA from Centropristis striata (black sea bass), 3615 nucleotides. It is a transcript of the gene cc2d1a, whose product is annotated as coiled-coil and C2 domain containing 1A. The transcript is spliced from 28 exons. Gene Ontology annotation, molecular function: RNA polymerase II cis-regulatory region sequence-specific DNA binding; DNA-binding transcription repressor activity, RNA polymerase II-specific. Gene Ontology annotation, cellular component: nucleus. The record is from RefSeq and is a predicted model, not a curated record. Bases 281 to 3262 code for a protein of 993 amino acids. NCBI's taxonomy places the organism in Eukaryota, Metazoa, Chordata, Actinopteri, Perciformes, Serranidae. Gene Ontology annotation, biological process: regulation of transcription by RNA polymerase II.